Amoebophrya sp. A25 is the source of this 1075-nucleotide messenger RNA. Lineage: Eukaryota; Dinophyceae; Syndiniales; Amoebophryaceae. The record is from the annotation of a GenBank genome assembly.
GACUGAUGCUACCAGCAGUCAACCCUCAACCGCUUUCAGCAUACUGGGCGGGCCUGUGUAUUCAUGGAUAUAACUGCAACCAACCUCGGGCAGCGCAGUUAGCUUACGACCGCGUCUAGCCAUAAUUUUUAGGGACUUUUAGAACAAAACAAAAGAAGGGCGGCAGACGUUUGAGAGGGUUGUGGGGAUCGUCAUUGCCAUUACGUCGUAGGACCAUUUGGGGCAGGAGGUGUCUGUCGGGGGCCGCGCUGGUGUACUUCCACGCAGAAAUGUAGCGGAUUUCACCAAGUGGGGGGCUGCGCUCGUGUAUUUCCACGAAUUGCAUCAAAAGAAGGCUGAAGCCUUCGAAAGAGGGGCGAGGCCUGAAAUUGGAGCAGGGCGUUCUUGUUUCUGCUCGGGUGACAAACUUGAAGAAAUAUACGAAAGCACACCUUCCCCCCCACCGGGGAAGGGGGUGCGCGGCUCUCGUGCCUCUUUCUUGUCUUUGAAGGAUCCUAUGACACUAGCAAGAUUCCUCCAACCUAAACUCUGUGCGCCAGUGGCGGCACCUCGGUGCCGGCUGUGUUAAAUAGAUAAAUGCACACUGAGGGGCUUAGCGUUGUAUUAACUGGUGGGCAUACAGUUACAGCUUCGGCUUUUGUCUUCGUGUGCGACGUGUCAAUAUUUUUUUUAAAGAAGUGCGACGACUUAUGGGAAAUCUUGAUGCAAAUAGGUAUGACUUUUGGGGGGCUGUGUGCACGCACUCCAGAGAGACGACUAAAGGGGGGCACCCAGUUUCUUACUAGCCAUAGAAGUGCUACUAAGUGGCUGGCGACCCGCUUCUGUUUCCUCUCGCAACGACCAAGGCGGACGCAAAUAGUUUUGACUUAGGAUGGCGGCUAUGCUUGUUACACUUUUUCCAGGGUAUUCCACCGAAGAAUUCGCAGCAUCUGCGAGAUGAAGAAAGUUUGGAAAAAGACCAUAGCCGGCUGGGCAUCAAUUCUACUCGCCUCGGCCGAAUGGGGUGGACCGUCGGUCUGUCGGGGCACUGAGUAUGAGUCUCCAACCCAGGCGCAAUGCUACCCAUUUGGGGGGG